AUGACGCGCGCCCAACAGACCCUCUCCGUCCUCCUGCUCGUCUCCUCCCUCUACCUCGUCCUCUACUUGGGCCUGGUCCCCCUCAAUGAGACCGUCCAGAAGGAGGUCAUCCCCGUUCUCCCCUUCUACGCCGUCAUGUCAUUCGGGGCCUACCUCCUCGGCCGACUGGGCCUGGCGAUCCUGACCUUCAACGACGUCCCCGAGGCACACGCCGAGCUACAGAAGCAGAUUGAGCAGGCGAAGACCGAGCUGCGCGCGCAGAAUAUCGAUGUCGACUAA
Molecule: messenger RNA, 279 nt
Organism: Aspergillus terreus NIH2624
Lineage: Eukaryota; Fungi; Ascomycota; Eurotiomycetes; Eurotiales; Aspergillaceae
Product: dolichol-phosphate mannosyltransferase subunit 3
Exons: 3
Coding region: 1-279 (92 amino acids)
Biological process (GO): GPI anchor biosynthetic process
Cellular component (GO): dolichol-phosphate-mannose synthase complex; endoplasmic reticulum membrane
Source: RefSeq, a predicted model, not a curated record